UAUUCUUUUUUUUUACCAGGUUAUCCACCACAACACGGUUAUCCACCACAACAAGGCUAUCCACCACAACAAGGCUAUCCACCACAACAAGGUUACCCACCACAACAAGGCUAUCCACCACAACACGGUUACCCACCACAACAAUAUGCAGUCCCACCACCAGUACCAUUUAAACCAACUACAGGCCCAAUGCCUCUUCCAGCCGGUGCAUCAUUUGUUAGUGCACCAAUUGCUCAUCUUCAAAUUAGAGUUAUCUCUGGAAGAAAUUUAAUUGCAGCUGAUGUAGGUGGAACAAGUGAUCCUUUUGUAAAAAUCAGAUCCCCAUCAGGUGCUUCAAAAGAAGUUAAAACUAAAGUUCAAAAUAAAACUCUUAACCCAGUAUGGAAUGAAACAUUUGUCAUUACAUUAGGUAACGCAGUUCAUGAUUUAGUUUUAGUCGAAGUCUAUGAUCACGAUAAAAUUGGUUCAAACGAUUGUAUUGGUUUUGUAGCUAUCGAUCCAAGUAAACUUCCAUUUGGUCAAGAGGUUUUAACUGAUGAAAAUUUAAGCUGGGUUCCACAUGGUGAGGUUAAACUUGCAAUCACAGCACAAAACUUUGGUAUUCAAUAUCAUCCACCACAAUAUUUAAAUGAUUACAGUAUCUAUAGAAAUAGUCUCCCAGGUAUGUCAAAGAAAGGUCUUGAAAAAAGUAAAAAGAAAGAAAAGAAGAGUGGUCACAAAGCUGCAAAAGGUACUAAAGCAUCAGGUCCAUACACUGGCAAAGCUUGUCCACCAGGCUAUUCAAUCAAAAAUGGUUGGGUCAAAAAAGAUAAAUCUGCUGCUUCCCAAGCCGGUAAAGAAAUUGGUAAAGGUUUAAAGAAAUUAGGUAAACUUUUAUAAUUUAACCUUAAAAUUAUAUUUAAAUUAUUUAUAAAAUUUGUUGUAAAAAAUAAAAUUAAUAAAAUUUAUUGUAAAAAUAU
Dictyostelium purpureum is the source of this 959-nucleotide messenger RNA. RefSeq lists its product as uncharacterized. Gene Ontology annotation, biological process: positive regulation of gene expression. The record is from RefSeq and is a predicted model, not a curated record. The transcript is spliced from 3 exons. Bases 190 to 879 code for a protein of 229 amino acids. Lineage: Eukaryota; Evosea; Eumycetozoa; Dictyosteliales; Dictyosteliaceae.